Molecule: messenger RNA, 509 nt
Organism: Sesamum indicum (sesame)
Lineage: Eukaryota; Viridiplantae; Streptophyta; Magnoliopsida; Lamiales; Pedaliaceae
Product: peamaclein
Source: RefSeq, a predicted model, not a curated record
CGUAGGCCAUUGGUCGUCGUCACAGCUCCCGUAGUCGAGUGAUAGAGCAUUUUCUUAGUUUGUUAGCUAACUGAAAAUGAAGCUUCUCUACUUCACUUUGCUUCUUGUUUCCUUGCUUUUGAGCUCUUCUUUCCUUGCGGAUGCAACGGUUGCCCCAGCCCCUGUCCCUGUCGCAGGGUCUUGCAAUGCAAUGUGCAGCGCAAGGUGCGCGAAAGCAGGAAUUCCCAAGCGAUGCUUCAAGUACUGCUGUGUAUGCUGCGAUAAGUGCAAAUGCGUUCCGUCGGGAACGUAUGGGAACAAAUCAGAGUGCCCCUGCUACAGAGAUAUGCUCAACUCUAAAGGCAAAUCCAAGUGCCCUUGAGAGAAACUCACCUCAGAAUUUGCCCCAAUGAUGUAUCAGAAUCUGUAAAACCAUUCAAAAAUGCAUUGGGUAGCUGAUACUGAAAUUCUUUGUAUGAGCAUGUAUUGGUGCUAUAAUAAUUGAAAUAAAUUUGACGCUUGAAGAGAAA